Molecule: messenger RNA, 903 nt
Organism: Centruroides sculpturatus (bark scorpion)
Lineage: Eukaryota; Metazoa; Arthropoda; Arachnida; Scorpiones; Buthidae
Gene: Arfrp1
Product: ADP-ribosylation factor-related protein 1-like
Exons: 7
Coding region: 246-851 (201 amino acids)
Biological process (GO): protein localization to organelle; Golgi to plasma membrane protein transport; intracellular protein transport
Cellular component (GO): Golgi apparatus
Molecular function (GO): GTPase activity; GTP binding
Source: RefSeq, a predicted model, not a curated record
UUUCGGCUAUUAAUUCAAAAAUAUUGUAAUGUAAUCCGACAUGUUGUCGAUAUCGAUGAUCAUUUGGCGGUUAGGCGAUGCGAAGCGUGAAUGGCUACUUACUGAAUAAUGCAUAUGGUCAAAAGUUCACGUAAUAAACAAAGGGAGAAACUCUUUCCGAGUCCUUUGUAAUACUCAGUAAUCGUAGGUUACUCCAUAUUUUGUAUACAGUUUAAACUGUUCAUGGCAUCUUGUUUUUCUUCGCAAUGUUCACUUUGUUAUACGGAUUAUGGAAAUAUCUUUUCCAAAAAGACGAAUAUUUCAUUCUCAUCUUAGGAUUAGACAAUGCCGGAAAAACAACAUAUUUAGAACAAACAAAAACGAAAUUUACUAAAGGAUAUAAAGGCAUUAGUCCCCAUAAAAUAACGACAACAGUUGGCCUUAACAUUGGUAGAAUUGAUAUUCAUGGAAUAAGAUUAAAUUUCUGGGAUCUUGGUGGUCAAGAAGAAUUACAGUCUUUAUGGGAUAAAUAUUAUGCAGAAUCUCAUGCUGUCAUUUACAUAAUCGACUCUUCGGAUAAAGAAAGGCUACAGGAAUCAAAGCUUGCAUUUGAAAAAAUGGUUGCAAGUGAAGCUCUUCAUGGUGUUCCAUUACUUGUGGUGGCAAAUAAGCAGGAUGUUCCAGAUUGCUUGACAGUGACAGAAAUUAAAAAUGUAUUCAGAGAGAGUAAUCAUUUAAUUGGUCGAAGAGAUUGUCACGUUUUAGCUACUUCGGCUCUUUGCGGAGAUGGCAUAAAUGAAGGUAUUGAGUGGGUAACUCAUUGUGUGAAAAGAAAUUUAGCCAAACCUCCCAAACGAAGUGAUGAUACUUGACCGUUUUCCAGAUUUGAAACCAAACUUGUAUAUGGAUAUUUCAUUUGUAUGU